AUGGCCACUUCCGACUUGGUAAUUGAAGCAGACACCGGAUUUGUGCGCGACAUACGGUCUCCUGGCUCAUCAGAUCUCGUCAUAAGCUGUGAAAAUUUGCAACGAUUUAUAGUGGCCGGAGAAGGCUUGUUCUCUUUCGAUGAAGAUAUGCUGCCAGAAAAAGAAGCGGAUAGUUUAAAUGAGGGUUCUUCAGCUUUAGAUCUGUUUUGCGAUAUUCAAUCCGACGAUUCUGGUAAUUUUGAUAUGUCUCAGGCGCAUUUGACUUUUAGUGGAGGCAGUGCUGGUAUAAUUGGAAAAACAGGACAUCCUGAAAAUCCAUGGGUCGAGGAGAAAGAUUUGCAUACGAACUCAGUAGAAAUGGAAGAAGAUGUAGAAGCGGAAGCUAUCAGAAAAACGGAAUCUUUGGCAUAUGGCUGCUCACUUCCAAUAACGAUUCCUUCCGGUCGUUUUUGGCCACCGCGCAAUGUUAUUGAUAGAAAUGAAGGCAACGAGAUGCUUGAUUUUGAUGAGAACUGUGAAGUGAUUGACAAAACUAUUUUGCCUCAGCGCCCUCCAAAGGAUCUCUUUAGCCAGAUGCGUGCCCAGGCUCGUUCAAUUCAGGCAAUUGACAAUCCGGAGCGUUUAUUUGCCGAGCUUCCCUCACGACGUCGUUACGAAACGGGUCAGGGAUGGUUUACAUCUCAGGUGACUGCACCAUUGCAAAUAUACCCUGAAAGUGCUACUGCUGCGGUGGAAGUUGUGCCUUUUGUAGAAUAUAUCAUCUUUUCUUGGGACUUCCUACAUGGAAAUGUAGAGUGGAUAUUCGUCGAAACUGGAGAUAUAAGCAAGUUCCAAGAACAUACGGGUCCAUAA
Molecule: messenger RNA, 852 nt
Organism: Brugia malayi
Lineage: Eukaryota; Metazoa; Nematoda; Chromadorea; Rhabditida; Onchocercidae
Exons: 8
Coding region: 1-852 (283 amino acids)
Source: RefSeq, a predicted model, not a curated record